AUGCAGAGAUCAGACAGUCUUAGUAGCAGCAGUCUCAAGUUGCGUCGCCCUUCAACACGUGUGCCUGCUUCAGACCCUGACCUUGAUUCGCCAUCAGGUCGGAGCAGGUCAGGGCGGUUUCAGAAAAGUAUCAGUGGCUUGUCAGAUUCUUCGGACUACAUGGAGGAAAGUGGAUUGACACCGAGAGAGGGCGAGGAGGAUGAGGUAGGAGAGAAGGAGGGAGAGGACGGAGACAAGGACGAAGGCACUGCAAAGAUGUCAUUGAUGGCCUUAUUGGCGGAGACAGACAGGGAAAUGGGAGUAGAAUCGGCCUAUGUGAUGGAGGACGACGAAGAAGAGGAAGCUGAAGAAGAACACGAUGCUCAUGAAGAGAGUGGUGAAUAUAGUCAGUGUUGUGUUUGCAUGGUGAGGCAUAAGGGUGCUGCUUUUAUACCUUGUGGACAUACUUUCUGCAAAUUAUGUUCGAGGGAGCUUUUUGUUCAGAGAGGAAAUUGCCCGCUCUGCAAUGGCUUCAUUCUGGAAAUCCUCGAUAUUUUCUGA
Messenger RNA from Daucus carota subsp. sativus, 540 nucleotides. RefSeq lists its product as uncharacterized. The record is from RefSeq and is a predicted model, not a curated record. NCBI's taxonomy places the organism in Eukaryota, Viridiplantae, Streptophyta, Magnoliopsida, Apiales, Apiaceae. The coding region runs from base 1 to 540 and encodes 179 amino acids. The transcript has a single exon.